Molecule: messenger RNA, 3034 nt
Organism: Cherax quadricarinatus
Lineage: Eukaryota; Metazoa; Arthropoda; Malacostraca; Decapoda; Parastacidae
Source: RefSeq, a predicted model, not a curated record
CUAAGCUGUCAGUGGCCUUUAUAAACCCCAGAAGAAGGAAGAAAGAAGAUGAAACAUCAACAACUUUCAAGUUUCCUGAAGUAUUAGAAGACUGAUCAUCUAAAUUUACAAGUUCCUGAAGAAUUAGAAGACGAACAAAUGUCUAAAACUAACUUAGAGAAGAUUUUCGUGUGUGAGGAAACACCCACCCCAAGAAUAUUACUUCUAACAGAUACAAAUGAAGUUAAUGGUCGAGGACUGUUAUAUACUGUCAUAAACUCGCACCUUCGCUCUCCUGCUAAUAUUCAUUAUCUUCACACUUCUCUCCGAGCUCAGGAUAUAAGAAGGUUUCUGAAGGAAGAGUCAUCAGGAAAAAUUGAAUUCUACGAUGGUGCUAGUGAUCCAUGUGGCUGGGUGAGUGACCAGCCUGAAGUAUCUUUGCAACAACCAUUACAAGAGAUUUUCAGACUCGGACAUAAUGGUGAUGGAAGUGGAAAAAGAAAAAUAGUAAUGGUAGUGGAUAGGCUUGAGGAUAUCACUCAUCACCAGGAUUCUUUACACUUGAUAAGGAGCCUACAUUUACUAGCUGCAGGGGAUAAUGUUGAGCAACUCAUUUUAUACUGUGGACGGGAUGUCAUGCCUGAGAGUGUUCUGUCAGCCCUUUGUCACAUUUCUAGUGCGGUAGUCCACGUGCUGCCCUCUAGUCCAUGCAGCUGUCAGCUCAUACUUAAGAAACCUUCCAGGAAAAUAAUCAAAGCUCAUGAAGAAUUUUCUUUAAAUGAGAAUCUACACUUACAAGAUAUUCAGCAGUCUAAGAGCAAAGAAGUGCCGUGUUCAGAUGAGAACUUGGACUCCGUUGCCAUCCUAGCAUCACAAACAACCUUCAAUCUCACUCUCACGGAUGAUCAGCGGAUAGCCAAGAACAAUCUACUACUUCCUCAUACCAGGGUUCAGUCACAUGGAGGACACAUUCACUACACACCAGAUGACGUUGAUGACUGGGAUGACGAUGAUCCUGAUGACGACUUGUACAUAUAGCCGUCUCUUAAAUAUGUAAUGCAUACUACUGUUUAUGUGAUACUUUUGUAUAUUUAAUUAGAAUUGAUGAAGGAAAAAAAGGUGAGUGGUGCAUUGAGGUAUCUGUGGAGACAAAAAAAAACGUUAUCCAUGGAGGCAAAGAAGGGAAUGUAUGAGAGUAUAGUGGUACCAGCACUCUUAUAUGGGUGUGAAGCUUGGGUUGUGAAUGCUGCAGCAGGAAGGGGGCUGGAGGCAGUGGAGAUGUGUCUAAAGGCAAUGUGUGGUGUAAAUAUUAUGCAGAGAAUUCAUAGUGUGGAAAUUAGGAGGAGGUGUGGAAUUACUAAAAGUAUUAUUCAGAGGGCUGAAGAGGGGUUGUUGAGGUGGUUUGGGCAUUUAGAGAGGAAGCAAAAUAGGAGGACUUGGAGGGUGUAUAAAUAUGUAGUGGAGGGGAGGAGGGGUAGGGGUCAUCUUAGGAAAAGUUGCAGGGUAAUAUUUUGUGAAGAGAUUCAGGAAAACUGUUUAGCCGGACUCGAGUCCUGGAGGUGAGAAGUACAAUGCCUGCACUUUCAAAGAGGGGUUUGGGGUCUUGGCUGUUUGGACUGACAUUUAAAUUGUUGUAUCUGGGCACCUCUGCAGAGACAGUGAUAUGUGAAUGAUGGUGGAAGUGUUUCUCUUUUUGGGUCACCCUACCUCAGUAGAAGAUAGAAGUGUUAAAAAAAAAAAAAUGACAAUACAAAUUUAAUGCUUGUUUAUUAUUAUAAUAAUGUUAUAAUAGUAGGGGUUAGUUAUACACAGAUUCAGUCACAAACAUUACAGAUAUUGGUCUAAAUGAAUUGCAGAGGUACUUUUGUUUAUUAAGCAGGUUGCAAUGGUUGAGUUAUUUACAGUAAAAGUUCAGGUAUUUUUCAAGAAUUUUUGGUAAUUCCUUUGUGAAUGAAAUUAGAAAAUUCUUGAGCACUUGAGAGUUGCUUUUUUUUUUUUUUGCUUCGAGUGUGACACAGUGAUGCAUGGUGUGAAAAUAGUUUCGUUGACAAAAUUUGCAUUCAAGUCUUUUAUCAGUUGGCGGUGAAACAGUUAUAGUAGUAUCUAAUUCUGCUCAUUUUUUGUACGUUUCAUUGACAUAAAGCACUCAAGCUGUGUAGGUCACCUGGCACACUCAUAGCAGCCAGGGAAAUGAACCUGGGUUCCUUAGGUUCUGAAAAAUUUUAUUAUGGAAAAAUGCUGAACCUUAGGAGUCAUAUUGCACCUGGGGGAUGGGUGGCAACCAGUGUUGAUUCAAGAAGACAGGUCUAAUUCCUUGGAUCAAGAGACCUUCACCAGCAUCACGAUACCUCAUUUAAUAAAGGGUAAGUGUUAGUACUACAGAGUUGUAUUUUGGCAUAUUAUUUUAUAAAGGACACUAUCAUUUUGUUUAAUAAUGUGCCUUGACUAUUAUAUUCAUGAAAAGCACUAAAGCCAUGAGUCAUUCAGUAUUAUAGGGCAGGUGACACUUUAGUGAUAGGUGAAUUUUCAUUAUAUUGAUGGGGAAGUGCUAAACCCACAUGGGUUAUACAGCACUUGGGGGGGAUGGGAAGUAAUGAGGUUUGAUCCAAAGAAAGGAAGGGUAGCUUUAGUUUAUUUACCAGCUUGUUACUGUAUCCAUAAGUGAAAUGAUACAUCAAAUUCAAGUACCUGAUUGAUCUAGAUGUACAGUAGGGCCCCGCUUUAUGGCGUUUCGCUUUACGACGUUUCGCUUUACGACGUUCCGCUAAUACGGUCAUUUCAAAUUAUGACCAAAACUCGCUAUACGGCUCCCCCCCACCUGACUUUCUAAUAUGGUCCCCGCGCCCCACCCUGUUUGCUUACAUUCUCUGUGAGAUCCAAGCACUAAGUCUCUCCAUUAUGUCUGGAAACUCCAAAAUUUCAAGUGUUUUUAAAAGUUAUUUCAUAUUUUAUAUAUACUACUCUGAUAAUUAUACAUAUGUAUACCUGUACCGAAAUAAACUUACAUACUGGGCUGGCGUGCAGGUACACAUUAAAAUCAGUAAGUGUCUUAUGU